AUGAAGAUGCUGGCCAUGUUUCUACUUAUCUGUGCCGUGAUGGCCCUGACUAAUGCUUCUGCUGCCCCAGAAGCAGAGCCUGAUGUGAAGAUGGGAGAACCAUCCGUUCAAGGGGAUGAGGAUCGCAUCCUCAAGAGUUCAAUAUUUUGUCCCCACGGAUGGAGUGGUUACAGGGGCCGCUGCUUCCUCUACAUUCCAACAGCAAUGACUUGGGCUAAUGCUGAGAAAACCUGUCUGAACCGAGGGGGGAACCUUGCGUCGGUGCACAGCUUUAGUGAGCAGAACUUUAUUCAGUCAUUGAUCCUGAGCCUCACUCAUUCAUAUCCACUCACAUGGCUUGGAGGCUCAGAUGCAGAGCAGGAGGGUACCUGGUUCUGGAGUGAUGGUACUCAUUUUGAGUUCACCUACUGGGAUGCAGGUCAGCCUGAUAACCGUGCACAGUCUCACUGUCUGCUCAUGAACUUUGGAGGUAACAAGAAAUUUGAUGAUCAGCCCUGCUAUUACUCAAUGCCAUUCGUCUGUGCAAUGAAACCGUGA
Messenger RNA from Cheilinus undulatus (humphead wrasse), 537 nucleotides. Its product is annotated as galactose-specific lectin nattectin-like. The transcript has 6 exons. Bases 1 to 537 code for a protein of 178 amino acids. NCBI's taxonomy places the organism in Eukaryota, Metazoa, Chordata, Actinopteri, Labriformes, Labridae. Gene Ontology annotation, molecular function: signaling receptor activity. The record is from RefSeq and is a predicted model, not a curated record.